GCCUCAAGCCAUUGUUCUUUGUUUGCUGCAUUUCUUUGUUCUUUGUCUCUUUGUCUCUUUGUCUCUUUGUCUUCCCCUAAGCAUAUUUUAUAUAUGCCUUGUCGCCUCAGUCCCUUCAAGAAAACUACCAAAAUGCUUAUGGGGUUGUUCUGUUGCCCCAGUAUUUCACCUCCCCCAUAAUCUCCAAAAUUCACAAAACACAAGUUGACCUUUUUCAACACCUAACUUUGCAAUUCUGUUACAUCAACUUCUACUUUCAUACUUGCAUAGAGUGAGUGACCUUGCUCUAUGCUCACCUUGCAAUAAGGCUUUAUAUAAGCUUAUACUUCUACAAUCUCGAGGCAGGGUGUUUGUCCCCAUAAGAUCCCCAACGAUGUCAUACUACAUCUUCUUCUCCUCACAGUGCCAGGGCUCUGCCCCAGCUGUGUUCUACUACACCUGUCCCUGGACUGUUACUCCUGCUGCGAAGGAGCAGCUGGAGGUCAACUUUACUGCUGAAAUUGAAGGUCUCGGACUUGCUGCACGACUGAGCUAUGAUCAUGACAAGCACUUCUUCAAGAUCGACUGCCUCCCGGCAGAGAAGGCGAUGGUGUAUACUAGGUUUUCUCGUGUGAUUGACGCCUUCCUCAAGGAGCAGGUUGGGCCAACUGUUGCGAAAGAGAGCACUCUAGCCACCAAGAUCGGACCAAUUCCCUUAGGAGUACGUACUGAGAUCAAGGAAGCUGCAGAUGACGCCCUACUUAAGGGAUUCAUGAAGACAGAAUGGUCGUGCCCAAGGAUUGAGCAACUCGGUAGUCUCUUUAGUACUCAGCUGCUAGUGAAGAUUGGGCAACUCACUGAGUGUACUUUGACGUAUAACUCUGAGGCGAGGAUGAUUACAAUUGUCGGUCCCGACCAGGAGACUUGCCACCGUGCAAUCCUCAAACUCGAUAAAGUUCGAGACUACGAGGUCCCCCUCUUCAACAACCCUUUUCCCAACCAAACCCACCUCUUCUACGCCGAAGAGCACACCGAAUACGCUCCUGUCCCUACCCCUGUAAAGGUAAUCCACGCACUCGACCUCUACGAGAAUACCCUCCUCGACAUCUCCGCCUACCCACCCACACUCAACAGUCCCUACCUUGCCCUCUCCAAAUCUGCCGUCCUGCGCUGCGCCAUCUACAAUGAGAACCGACGCGGUCUCCGCCCUUUGCCAUUGCCAAAGAAACCGGACCCGGUGACUAAUGAGGCGCAGAAGGGGGGUGAGUAUAAGGUGUUUGCGAAGCAUAAGUUUGCUGGGAAGGGAGAUGUGGAUCCGUUGGUGGGAGUGAUUGAGGACGCGGAGCAGGUGGAUGGUGAAGAGGUGGAGGAGGAUAUUAAGCUUGAGAAGAAAGAGGAAAUUGUGGUUUGGGUUAGGGGUGUGAAGGAGGGUGAACCGGUGCCGGAGGAUGUACCAAUCGAGGAGAAGGGUUUGAUUUCUCCUGUCAAAGAAAAGGUCGGCGAGAGUAGUCGGGCUGCUGAGAGCGCUGGGAAAACUCUAAGUGUCGAUGCAAAGAAGCAAAAGGCUGGUGAGAGUAUUCGGGCUGCUGAGAGCACUGGGAAAACUUCCACUGGGGAUGCAAAGAAGCAAAAGGCUGGCGAGAACAGUCGGGUUGCCGAGAUCGCUGGGACAACCCCCAGUGGCGAUGCAAAGAAGCAAAAGGCUGGUGAGAAUGCCCGGGCUGGUGAGAUCGCUUGGACAACUUCCACCAGGGAUGCAAAGAAGCAGAACGCUAGUGUCUCCCCAGUCCAGGCUGCGACUGCCAUCGACACCAUGCCACCGGAGUUCAGACAUCUACCGCACCUCAGACGUCUAUUCGAACCCCUAGUUCGAGGCCCAGCUCCCCAACGCGCAGCUCCCCAACGCGGAUCCCUCCUCGACAUGGACAUCGAAGACAGCAUCUCUCUCACGCUGCAACCCCUUUCCCUCCUGCCCACCGCACUCGCUGCGCCAAUUGCACCAAGCUUACCAAUUGGGCCUGUCAAAGCACCCUCGGAGCCCCCCAAACCAACCACAGGUUCUCCACAACCACUCAUGGAAACCCUCCAAACCACCUCCGAACCCUCAACCCGCACCUACCACCACACCAUGAACCUCCGCGCCGCCCCAAACUCCAAAGGACACUGGGUUGGAAACACCUUCGUGCGUGCUGCUCCCCCGUCCUUCUUGAGCACCCACUUCAUCACCUCCCUCCACACCGCCACCGCGCCUAUCCUUCAGGCCCUUCGCGGCUGGCGUGGCAGCGCCAAACUCGAGGUGAAGAUCGGACGUAUCUGGAUCGCCCACGACGCGUUGCAGAUUUCUGAGUCUGAUGCCCGUGGAACGGCGGGUAUUGUGGAUAGGAAGAGAAUGGCGAGAUGGUUUGAGGGGGGACGUAGAGCCGAUAUGACUACACUUAUUACUGAGGAGGCGGGAGAUGUCGAGGCCAUUGUUGGGAUGAAGUUGUUUGAGCAGGAUGGUAAGUUUUGGGGAAAGACGCCGAAGUGGGGGAUUGAGUAUAUAUUCUCUUGUAUGGAUCCGAGAGAUGGAGGUGCUGGGGGAGAAGAUGGGAAGUUUGUGGUGACGGUUGAUGCGGAGACGUUUCGGUGGAAGUGUGAGACGGGGGAGACGUGUUUGGGGGAGACGUGGGUUCAUUGCCUUAAGCGCGUGUGGGAUUUCAAGGUUUGUGGUACGGGGAGACAGGAGGUUGAGGGUGAGUAUAAGGAGUGGGCGGAGGAGUUGGUUGAGGGCCUUUAUGUUCCACCCAACACAGACAUCACAAACCUAACCCUCUCCUUCACCCUCCCCGCCCCCCACGCCCUCUCCUUCCCCACCAUCCGCAUCGCCCGCAAAUGCACCUACACCAGCACCACCGGCACCAUCCUCCUCCACAUCACGGAAAUGCACGACCUCCUCGUCGAGCGCGUGGGCCGCAGUCCCUCCGGGCAAAUUGUCUACCGCGCCUCCGCGCGCCCCGGACGAGGAGAGACUCACCAAGAGUCCCGCUGGUUCGAGGUGAGCCUUAGUGGAAAGGGAUGGGAGGGGAUGCUUGGCGAAGAGAUCGAGGCUGGGGGGGAGAGGAAGCAUUGGGGAGAGGAAUUGAAGAGUGGGGUGGAGGAGGUGGUUAGGACGGCGGCGGCGGUGGUGAAGGGGAUGGAGGGGGUGGGGGGGUGGAAUAGUAACCCGUUUGGGGAGGUGUUGAGGGGGGAGGAAAGGAGGAAGAGGGAGGAGAAGAAGACUGCUGCGGCUAAGGUGGAAAAGGGGGUUGCUUGGUAGGAUGGUAGUGGGGUUGGCUGGAGGGAUCUGUCUAAUGCUUCUUAUAGAGGCUUAUGGUGUCUUGUCUUCUCACACAGAGGCCCAUGCUGUCUUGUCUUCCUACAGAGGCUCAUGCUGUCUCAUGUGAUGAUGGAAGGCUGUCCAUGAAACUACUUCAUGUGUAAACUAGCCAAGAGAAUAAGAAUACACGUGAUAUAUCAG
This is a messenger RNA of Pseudogymnoascus verrucosus, 3475 nucleotides long. RefSeq lists its product as uncharacterized. Lineage: Eukaryota; Fungi; Ascomycota; Leotiomycetes; Thelebolales; Thelebolaceae. The coding region runs from base 374 to 3274 and encodes 966 amino acids. The record is from RefSeq and is a predicted model, not a curated record. The transcript has 5 exons.